Messenger RNA from Gossypium arboreum, 787 nucleotides. RefSeq lists its product as uncharacterized. The record is from RefSeq and is a predicted model, not a curated record. The coding region runs from base 82 to 777 and encodes 231 amino acids. The transcript has 2 exons. NCBI's taxonomy places the organism in Eukaryota, Viridiplantae, Streptophyta, Magnoliopsida, Malvales, Malvaceae.
UCCAUGUACAACGGCUAGCUUCAGCUAGCUAUGGUUUAAAAGCUUAUAUUGUUGCUUGUUACUAUUUUCUUUCAUCGAUCAAUGCGUUUUCGCGAAUUAAAAAAAAUGCAACAAUCCUGGAAACUAAACAUCCAAGCCCGAACCCAGAUCUUCAAUUUCAAAUUAAAAGCCACCAAAAUCUUACCUUCCGGCGAAUUCCAUCGAUUCUCGCUCCUCCUUAGGCUCCACAAAUUCAUCCUCAAGCUCCGGUUGAAAUCAGGGUCAACGGUUUCGAUUUCCUCUCAACAAAAACGAAGCUUCAAAUCCAGAUUUCUCAGUUUUCUCGAGAAAAUCCGUCUUCGCCGUGAGAGGAAAGGGCUAACGAUCCAACACCCAGAUGUUAAAUCGGUACUGAAUCGAGUGAAGCAGUUCGCUGACAAGAAAUCAAACUGGGCUGGUUCUUUGGUAAUUGCGAUUCUCAGUUUGCCGCAGCAAUCGAUUUCCAAGAAAGAUGGUAAAGGAAUUAUAAUUCAUACAUGCAUUAUUUUAUUGUCGUUGUAUUGGAUUUUGUAUUUAAACAGAGCAAAAAACAGAAGGUUUUGGAUGGUUGGAACAGCUGUUUCUUGGGUUGUCUUCAAUUUAGGCAAAGAUUAUGUUUCAGAACAUGCUUGGAAUUGGAUUCCAUGGAGCCAUGCCCAUAGAUAUACUGUUUUUUGGUUUUGGUUUGCAGCUUGUCGCCUGAUUUUGGCUCUUCUUAAUAUCUUCUUCUCGUAUAUUUUGAAACUCAAAGAGAAAUGAUGGUUUUUGA